Molecule: messenger RNA, 1164 nt
Organism: Exophiala aquamarina CBS 119918
Lineage: Eukaryota; Fungi; Ascomycota; Eurotiomycetes; Chaetothyriales; Herpotrichiellaceae
Product: aspergillopepsin I
Exons: 4
Coding region: 1-1164 (387 amino acids)
Biological process (GO): proteolysis
Molecular function (GO): aspartic-type endopeptidase activity
Source: RefSeq, a predicted model, not a curated record
AUGCAUUCUUUCGCUACUCUUCUUGCUAUUUCCGCCCUUGCUGGCACAUCGUUUGCAAAGCCUAUACCGGCGCCGGAGGUGGCCGCACGAAAAGGCUUUACCAUCAAUCAGAGCGUUCCCAAGCCGUUUCAAGCUGGUCCUGUGGUUUUGCAACGCGCCUACAGAAAAUACAAUCGCGCAGUGCCCACGGACGUCACCAAGGCCGCACAAGAUGGGUCCGUCAGUGCAACACCGGAACAAUUUGAUGCGGAAUAUCUAUCACCAGUGACUAUUGGUGGCCAGACUGUGAACCUCGAUUUCGAUACUGGCUCUGCAGACUUAUGGGUUUUCUCCUCAGAACUUCCUUCUGCUCAACGUCAAGGUCAUCAAUUCUAUGACCCUUCCAAGUCUGACACUGCCCAAGAGCUCGACGGUGCGACCUGGAAUAUCACCUAUGGGGAUGGAUCCGGUGCCAGUGGAAAUGUCUACCUCGAUACUGUGGACGUUGGCGGUGUCACCGUCACUAACCAGGCCGUUGAGGCCGCUUCUCAAAUCAGCGAGCAAUUUCAGCAAGACGAGAACAAUGAUGUCCAACCGGAGCAACAAACUACAUUCUUCGACACGGCGGUCAAGCAGGGAGCACUUUCUUCCAAUCUGUUCACAGUUGACCUGAAGAAGGGUGUUCCAGGAACCUACGACUUUGGAUUUAUCGAUGAUAGCAAACACACAGGCGACAUUACCUACACCCCAGUCAACCCGGCCAAUGGAUUCUGGGAGUUCACAGGUACUGGUUACGGCGUUGGAAAUGGUUCAUUCAAGAAAUCAAGCAUCGAUGCAAUCGCCGACACUGGAACCACACUGAUCUUGAUCGAAGAUGCGAUUGUUUCCGAGUAUUAUAGGUCAGUAUGGGGAGCAAAAUAUGACAACAGCCAGGGUGGCUUCGUCUUCCCCUGCUCAGCUAGCCUUCCAGACUUUUCCCUUGGUAUUGGCAGCUACCAUGCCGUUGUUCCAGGUUCUUUCAUCAACUUUGCUCCCACGGACAAUUCUGGCGCAACUUGCUUUGGCGGUAUCCAGAGCAACCAGGGUCUUGGUCUUUCCAUCUACGGUGAUAUCUUCCUCAAGGCUGUCUUUGCCGUCUUCGACAGUGACAACACCCAGUUCGGAGUUGCCCCCAAGACUUUGUAA